Carya illinoinensis is the source of this 1527-nucleotide messenger RNA. RefSeq names its product GDSL esterase/lipase 7-like. The transcript has 5 exons. The record is from RefSeq and is a predicted model, not a curated record. The coding region runs from base 317 to 1390 and encodes 357 amino acids. Gene Ontology annotation, molecular function: hydrolase activity, acting on ester bonds. NCBI's taxonomy places the organism in Eukaryota, Viridiplantae, Streptophyta, Magnoliopsida, Fagales, Juglandaceae.
UAAGAGAAUUUAAUUUUAAACUUUUCUUACGAAUCAAAUAUUAUUACGUCAAAGAUCUGGAAGGUGCAUCUUCUAUAUUUGUCUUGCAAGUAGGACUAAUUAAUCCUAAUCAUUAAUCUCUGUUAUAAAACAUCGUAACGAGUUGGGGAUUUUCAUCCAUAACCUCUUACUUGGCUAUUCCAAUGCUAUUUUAAUUCAACCUUGUCUAAAUUUGGAGACCCUAACUGCAUACCCUAUUAUAAGAACAUUAAUUAUCCCUCCAUUUUUGCAUACCGAUGAGAAAAAUCCCAAAUAGUAAAUACAAGAAAAAAAAAAAAUGUUUAGGAACUCCAUGAUUCCUCUCGUCCUUGUUUGCUUCUUCUUCUUUUGGAAGGUUGAGUCUCAAGCUAAGAUUGCACCAGCUUUAUACACAUUUGGAGACUCAACUGUUGUUUCUUGGAACGAUGUUGUCCUAAACACACCUGGAAAAGCAAAUUAUCCACCUUAUGGCAUAGAUUUUCCUACUCGUCCCAAUGCCAGGGUCACGAAUGGUGCUACCAUCAGUGACUUCUUUGCUCAAUGGCUUGGAAUACAAAGCCCCCCUUCAUUCUUGAGUAUCAGUCCUAAAACAAGCAAGUUCUCCGAGGGUUUUAACUAUGCAUCAGGCUCGGCCGGAAUCCGUUCCGAGACUGGCACUGCUGAUCCUGGAGUUGUAAACUUGAGCAUGGAGAAACAAAUAGAGUUGUUCAGAAAGACAGUUCAAGAAUAUUUGCCAAGGCUUUUUACCAAGGAAGCCGAGCUCCGAAACCACCUGUCAAAGUCUAUUUUUCUGGUUGUUGUAGGCAGCAAUGAUUAUUCUCUCAAUUAUCUUUCCAGUCAAUACAAUACGAGUCGCAUUUUCAAUAUGGUACAAUUCGCUGAUUCCCUUGUGUACUAUCUCCAAACACAAUUACAGGAUUUGUUCUCGUUAGGAGCAAGAAAGUUUGUAGUGUUUGAGAUAGAGCCAGUAGGUUGUAAACCGGCUUUCCUCCAAACAGUAAAUUCCAAGGCACAAUGCGCAGAGAAAGUGAAUUCCUACAUAGCUUCUUACAAUCACAAGCUUGGAGUUAUGGUUCAAAGCAUGCGACUUAGAAACACAACAUUCGUUCUGGCCAAGAGGUACCAAUUCAUGAACGAUUUGAUGGCAAAUCCAACUCGUUAUGGUCUAAAAGAUUCAGUAAACCCUUGCUGUGCCGUUUUAAAAUCAGGAAUGUGCAUUCCAAAUAAAGCCCCCUGCCAAGACAGGAAGUCACAUGUCUUUUUUGAUGCAAAUCACCCAACUGAAGUGGUAUACAAGACAAUUGCUGAACAAUGUUUUAAGGGUACUGAUCAAUGUGUUCCAAUUAACAUCCAAGAACUUGCAAAGAAAUGAAGAAGAUUUUAGAGGACAUAAGGGAACCCUUUUCUAAUCAUUUUCUAAAAUGUAAUUAUGAACAUGUGAUAUUGUCAUGAUAUUAAAAGUUGGUACUUAAUAUAAGCAGUUUUAACGGCUGGCAUUUUGUAAUUGAA